AUGCUCCCUCAUCCUCCUGUGCCUACGACCAUGGGUUUCCAACAAGCACAACGCCAAGACCCACCAGCCAUCCUCGACCGUCUCGCAUUCCUACCGCUCGAACUCCAAAAGCACAUCCUCUACGACUACCUCACGGUAAGUAGCAGCCCCUGCAUCUUAUCCCUCUUUGUUCCAGACUGGGCCGUCUGCGCCCGCGCCGCGGACCCCGUCAACGAGAUUUACGACCUUCAGCGGAUCGACGUCUACACCAAGAGCGCGAGCGUGUCCGGCGGCGGCGGCGGCAGCGUUCGAGGGAAGUACGAGUCCGGGGUCCGGCACGGUUAUGGGGAUCACGCUUCCUUUCCGUUGAUGAGGCAGGUAAACGGUUCACACGACCAGCAGCACGGUACACUGCUGCUGGAAAAAGAGCUUGGCAGGAGGUUCCCGGCCGCGAUGAACUGGGCUCUGCGCGACCUCGGACGGAACGGGCUAAGAGUCUUUGAGCAGGUUUGGCCGAGGGGGCACGACGAUGGGGUAGGUAGGUGCAUGGCUUCCGGGGCGCUCGUCUUUCGUGAAGCUGGUCGUGGUCACGGGCGGGAUGCAGACUAUUCUCGUGCUACGGGAGCAGCAGCCCCGGCCUCGGCAAAGUCGGAUACGUCGUCGUUGUCGUUGCCCCGUCACCUGAUGUUCAACAGCGUCCCCUCCGAUCCCUGGCUCCAGCUCCGGCUGCGCCGCAAUGCCGUGACCGACUUCCGAUGCGAGAUGGCCUUUGUCAUCGAACGGGGACUUCCUGAUGGGGAGUUUAUUGCGGUGGACUGGACUGCCAUGACGCGGCUCGAGACGCUCUUUUUAGAUUUGCGGACGUAUGCGAGCGGUAGUGGUGGCGGGUUCCUCCAAGACGCGAUCCGGCGUGCCGCGGUGAAGAUGGGGUGUCUUCGGCUUCGGUGUCUUGUCAUCGCGGGGUUGAGGACGGGGGAGAGGUACGGUAGGUCACAAGUGUGUGAGUGGGAGACGGACGAGCAGGAUGAGGUCGACGGGGAGGUGAAUUGGGUCAAGGUCUUCGCGCCGGCGUUGGGGGAGGGCGGGAGGCUGGUGUUUAUUGACCGGAGAGUUGUGGAUGUUGAUUGGGAUGCGUGGAGGGUUCGGGCCGAGGGGGAAGGCUUGUUGGCUCGUCAGGGGAGGGAGGGUGAAGAUGGGAGUUGUGAUACUGGGGCUUAUUUGAAGCAUUUGGACAGAGUGAUGGGUGGCCGGUGA
Colletotrichum costaricense is the source of this 1233-nucleotide messenger RNA. RefSeq lists its product as uncharacterized. Bases 1 to 1233 code for a protein of 410 amino acids. The record is from RefSeq and is a predicted model, not a curated record. The transcript has a single exon. Lineage: Eukaryota; Fungi; Ascomycota; Sordariomycetes; Glomerellales; Glomerellaceae.